Messenger RNA from Mycotypha africana, 469 nucleotides. RefSeq lists its product as uncharacterized. Lineage: Eukaryota; Fungi; Mucoromycota; Mucoromycetes; Mucorales; Mycotyphaceae. The coding region runs from base 226 to 402 and encodes 58 amino acids. The transcript has a single exon. The record is from RefSeq and is a predicted model, not a curated record.
ACUACAGUCUUCCGCUCUACCAACUGAGCUAAGGGCCGGAUUGUUCUCAUGUACUUUAUAGAAAUGCUUUUGUACUGUUAUUUCGCCUUGACUUUCGCACGACAUUGUCAUGGCAAUGAAGAAAAAUGUACGUCAUUAGUGACAGACGAUCACACUAUGACUGUUUGAGAGAAAAGACAGCCUGUUCUUAUAUCACUCGAAUAGUACGUUAUCGCUCAGAAGCUUAUGAAUAAGGAAUUUCCUGACAAUGUAUGGUCUCUCACAUUGAAAGCAUUGAUAAUGGUAGCAAAACAGAUAGAAACGGAUACCAUGACCGUAUCUCACUUAUUAAAUAGGCCAUCAGCAAAAGCAGACAUAGGCCGCUUUUUCAUCCAUUUUAAUUACCAGUUGUUGAUCCUGUAAGUAAGCGCUUGGCUAAGGAUAAAAAAAAACCCCCAAAGGCACACCAUUCGACAGCAAUAAGCUCUUA